This is a messenger RNA of Eucalyptus grandis, 680 nucleotides long. RefSeq names its product 60S acidic ribosomal protein P1. The coding region runs from base 97 to 429 and encodes 110 amino acids. Gene Ontology annotation, cellular component: ribosome; cytosolic large ribosomal subunit. NCBI's taxonomy places the organism in Eukaryota, Viridiplantae, Streptophyta, Magnoliopsida, Myrtales, Myrtaceae. The record is from RefSeq and is a predicted model, not a curated record. Gene Ontology annotation, molecular function: structural constituent of ribosome; ribonucleoprotein complex binding; protein kinase activator activity. Gene Ontology annotation, biological process: translational elongation; cytoplasmic translation. The transcript is spliced from 3 exons.
AACCUCCUCAUCCUUUCGAGCGACUGCAGCCGAAGAGAAUCGCCUCCUCCGUUCCCUCGAAAUCUCGCCGGACCGCCUCCUCAUCUGCCGGAAACGAUGUCCUUCGGAGAGCUCGCCUGCAGCUACGCCGUCUUGAUCCUCCACGAUGAUGGCAUACCUGUCACCGCGGAGAAGAUCGCCACUCUGGUGAAGGCCGCCAACGUCAGCGUCGAGUCCUACUGGCCCGGCUUGUUCGCCAAGCUCGCCGAGAAGAGGAACGUCGAGGACCUCAUCAUGAACGUCGGAUCCGGCGGUGGGGCCGCCGCGGUCGCCGUCGCCGCGCCCGCUGGCGGCGCCGCCCCCGCCGCCGCCGCCCCGGCCGCGGAGGAGAAGAAGGAGGAACCUAAGGAAGAGAGCGAUGACGACAUGGGAUUCAGCUUGUUUGAUUAGGAGCAUUUUGGUCUGCUAGAAAUUCUAUUGGAGUGGUCUAUUACUUUUAAAUUUUGUUUAGUUUUACAAAGUUUGUCAAGCUGUGUACUUUUGACAAUUAGUCUCAAACUUAAUGUUGGAUCAUCCUAUCGGCAAUCGUUUUCUCUACUUUGUAUGACUGCUUGAUUUACUUAGUCAUGAGAAUGGGUGAAUUUCAUGUCAAGACAGUUUUGCUCCUAAGAUGCCAUAAAUCCAGCUGAUUAUAUAUCUAA